GGAGGGGGAGUCGGAGGCGUCGUAGCAGGGGAGCAGGGGAAGAAGAAGACAUGGCUUCGAGACCUCAGGCUGUGGUUUCUCAGCAACAGAGAGGUGGGGUGGCGCCGGCGGGAAAGCAGAAGAACGUCGCUGUGGCAGAUGGGAAGAAUCGCCGAGCGCUCGGAGACAUUGGUAAUCUGGUUACCGUCCGAGCUGUUGAGGGGAAGCCGGAACCCCAUAUAAAUCGCCCCAUCACUAGAAGUUUCGGUGCUCAACUUCUGGCCAAAGCACAAGCUGCAGCUGCUGUUAACAAGAUACCUGUGGCUAUCCCACCCGAUGCAGCAGUCGGUAGAGCUGGUAGAAAACCAGCUAAGAAAGUCGCAAUCAAAAACAAGGAGGAGAAGAUCGUCGCGUUGAGUCCUGCAAAGAAUGAGGAACCAAAGCAAACACACAGCAAAUCUUCCAGAAAGAAGGUUCCCACACUGACAUCCGUGCUCACGGCUCGAAGCAAAGUUGCUUGUGGGAUCGUUGAUAAGCCGAAGGAGUUGGUAGACGACAUCGAUGCUGCAGAUGCCGAGGAUCAGUUGGCCGUCGUGGAUUACAUAGAGGACAUCUACAAGUUCUAUAGAUCUGCUGAGCACGACGGCAGGCCACGCGGCUACAUGGAUUCCCAGGUGGAGAUCAACGCGAAGAUGAGAGCAAUUCUAGCGGACUGGCUGAUAGAAGUGCACCACAAAUUCGAGCUGAUGCCCGAGACGCUGUACCUUACGUUAUACAUCAUCGAUCGGUACCUCUCCAUGGACGUGGUCUUGAGGAGAGAAUUCCAGCUUGUUGGGGUGUCUGCCAUGCUCAUCGCCAGCAAGUAUGAGGAGAUUUGGGCGCCGCAGGUCGAUGAUUUCAUCUGCAUAUCAAACAUGGCUUACACCAGAGAGCAGAUCCUUGGAAUGGAGAAGGGGAUCCUGAACAAGCUCGAGUGGAACUUGACGGUCCCGACGUCCUAUGUGUUCCUCGUGAGGUUUCUGAAGGCUGCAUCAUGCGAUACCGAGAUGGAACACAUGGUCUUCUUCUUCUCCGAGUUGGCUAUGAUGCAGUACUCGAUGGUGACGCACCGGCCGUCCAUGGUCGCUGCUUCCGCAGUCUAUGCAGCCAGGUGCACCCUAAGGAAGAGCCCUCUCUGGACCGACACACUUGAGCGCCACACAGGGUUCUCGGAGCAGCAACUGCUGGAAUGCACGGAGAUUCUGGUGAACUGUCAUGCGGCGGCGCCGGAGAGCAAGCUGAAGGCCGUGUACAAAAAAUACUCCGGUGAAAAAUUUGGGGGUGUGGCAAUAUUGCAUCCGCCGGCGACCAAAUUGGUACAGGAGCUAAAGGCUGCAAGGAAGUGAUCGGAAAGUUACUGAUCAGCGUAAUUAUGGCGUGUUAUGUUUGUUUCAUGUUCUUCAUGAAAGGAAGAGUGUGGGGGGUGAAGCUGAUAGCAGCAGCAUGAGGAUGGUAGAGUGUGGCUUUCUUGCUCCUCGUGCUCUUUAACCAUAGUAGUUUGGGGCACGUUAAAGCAGCUAUGUUAUGAUUCUACAUGUCAAAUUAUUUGUUUGUCGAGAAAACCCAUUGCAGCAUCA
Molecule: messenger RNA, 1595 nt
Organism: Musa acuminata subsp. malaccensis (wild Malaysian banana)
Lineage: Eukaryota; Viridiplantae; Streptophyta; Magnoliopsida; Zingiberales; Musaceae
Product: G2/mitotic-specific cyclin S13-7-like
Biological process (GO): regulation of cyclin-dependent protein serine/threonine kinase activity; mitotic cell cycle phase transition
Cellular component (GO): cytoplasm; nucleus; cyclin-dependent protein kinase holoenzyme complex
Molecular function (GO): cyclin-dependent protein serine/threonine kinase regulator activity
Source: RefSeq, a predicted model, not a curated record